GGACUACGUUAGGAUUAUUAGUUGUUUCCGUUGCAGCGCUAGCAGUGUGUCUAGGGUCUCCACUUGAAGGACGGGGCUCCAAUGACGAUAUUAACCGGAAGUUACGGGAUUUACCGUCUUCCAAAAGUAAGAUUAGAACAGCCAGGUUUUCUAUAGAUGGUGGAAAGGAAACAGUUACCGUGAGGUGUGAGGAGAAUCUUAAUCCUUGUAUGAAUAAUGCAGUCUGCAAUGAGGAAGGGAACUGUGAAUGUCCCGUGGGAUACACCGGCGUUACCUGUGAGAAAGACUCUCGUUGUGAUUUUGAGCAAGAAUUUUGCCUCAAAAAUUCUGGAAAUAAUACCAUUAAUUUUACAAGGACUUCUAGAGAAAGGUUAAUACCAUCUCCAUUGGACGGAGAUCACUACGCCAUCAUCAGAUCUUCACAGACAUGUACAACUAAAAAAUCCGGAAUUAUGUUCUCGUCAAAAUAUGUGACAGGAACUGUACGUGUAGAGUUUGAUUACUUGGUUAAAGGAAACGGCAAACUGAGCUUUUUUUACGAUGCCUUCAUCGACUCAGCAAAUCAUGUGUAUGUAUCCUCUACUGACGAUGUAUGGCGAUCAUUCAACGGGACUAUAACGACCACUAAAAGUAAAUCCUUUUAUGGGUUUCGUGGUAAUGUUGGCGGCGACUUGACGGAUAACUUUCAGUACAAUGGUGUUGUUGCUGUUGACAAUGUGCGAAUCACGUCAAUCAAUACAUAAUAAGAUCAUCUCCGACUGAGUGCUAUAAAUAAGCAGAAUUUCAUAUAAUUGUACCUGGUGUGAAAUUAUAUUAAAGACUGCAUAAGAUUA
Saccostrea cuccullata (small rock oyster) is the source of this 833-nucleotide messenger RNA. RefSeq lists its product as uncharacterized. The coding region runs from base 210 to 743 and encodes 177 amino acids. Lineage: Eukaryota; Metazoa; Mollusca; Bivalvia; Ostreida; Ostreidae. The transcript has 8 exons. The record is from RefSeq and is a predicted model, not a curated record.